Molecule: messenger RNA, 2030 nt
Organism: Ananas comosus (pineapple)
Lineage: Eukaryota; Viridiplantae; Streptophyta; Magnoliopsida; Poales; Bromeliaceae
Product: cytochrome P450 97B2, chloroplastic
Exons: 14
Coding region: 135-1862 (575 amino acids)
Cellular component (GO): chloroplast
Molecular function (GO): iron ion binding; heme binding; oxidoreductase activity, acting on paired donors, with incorporation or reduction of molecular oxygen
Source: RefSeq, a predicted model, not a curated record
UGGAGCACACAGAGUAGCAGUGUGCGCCAAACACGAAAAGCUUCGGUAAAAAGCCCUUAUCGUCUUCUUCCUCCUCUAAAAGCCUCUGCUUCAGCUUCUGCUUCUGCUUCUCGAAGAAGCUUCGUGCACCAGCCAUGAGCUCCGCCGCGCCGCAGCUCCCCGCGGCCGUAAAUGGUGGCUCCCAAAAGCUCCGAUUUCGCCAAACCGGCCUCAGUCGACUCUCCCCGCCGUCCACUCUCUCCCCUGCUCUCCCGCGGAAGCGCUUUUCCACGAAAUGCCAGUCGACAAGUGUUGAGAAGCCUAGAACAAAAAGGAAUCUUUUAGACAAUGCAAGCAACCUUCUUACCAAUCUAUUGAGUGGGGGUAGCAUCGGAUCGAUGCCGAUUGCCGAAGGUGCUGUUUCCGAUCUGUUCGGCCGCCCUCUUUUCUUCUCACUCUAUGAUUGGUUUAUUGAGCAUGGUUCUGUUUAUAAGCUUGCGUUUGGACCGAAAUCAUUUGUUGUCGUGUCUGAUCCCAUUGUGGCGAGACAUAUCCUUCGAGAAAAUGCAUUUGCUUACGACAAGGGAGUUCUUGCUGAAAUUCUAGAACCAAUAAUGGGAAAAGGACUUAUACCUGCUGACCUUGAUACGUGGAAAGUGAGGAGAAAAGUUAUUACUCCCGGUUUUCAUUCUCUAUUCCUGGAAACUAUGGUUAGAACAUUUACUAAAUGUUCGGAGAGAUCAAUAUUGAAGUUUGAGGAACUCAUUGAAAGAGAGAACCACGAUAAGAAAGCAAUAGAGUUAGACCUCGAAGCCGAAUUUUCAAAUUUGGCUCUCGACAUAAUUGGCUUGGGUGUGUUCAACUAUGACUUUGGUUCCGUUACAAAGGAAUCUCCUGUGAUCAAGGCCGUAUAUGGAACACUCUUCGAAGCUGAGCAUAGAUCGACUUUUUACAUUCCUUACUGGAAUCUUCCUUUAGCAAGAUGGAUAGUUCCAAGACAACGCAAGUUCCAAAAUGAUCUCAAAGUCAUUAAUGAUUGCCUUGAUGAGCUAAUUAAAAAUGCAAAAGAGACGAGGCAGGAAGAUGAUGUUGAAAAACUUCAACAGAGAGACUACUCAACCCUGAAGGAUGUUAGUCUACUUCGGUUUCUUGUUGAUAUGCGAGGUGCUGACGUCGAUGAUCGCCAGCUUAGGGAUGAUCUCAUGACAAUGCUUAUUGCGGGACAUGAAACAACUGCUGCUGUUCUAACAUGGGCUACUUUUCUACUUGCCCAGAACCCAGCAAAGAUGAGAAAAGCUCAGGAAGAGAUUGAUUCUGUAAUUGGUGGGGAGGGAAUAACUGCCGAGUCCCUCAAAAAGUUGGACUAUAUACGACUUGUCAUUGUCGAAGCCCUUCGGUUAUACCCCCAGCCACCUCUACUAAUUCGGCGUGCUCUCAAACCAGAUAAAUUGCCGGGAGGAUACAACGGCAAUAAAGAAGGAUAUGAAAUACCUAGGGGAACAGAUAUAUUUGUUUCGGUAUACAACCUUCAUAGAUCACCGUACUUUUGGGACUGGCCGAAUGAAUUUGAACCGGAGAGGUUCUUAGUUCCGAAAGGAAACGAAGAUAUCGAAGGAUGGGCAGGUUUCGAUCCGAGCCGAAGCCCCGGAGCAAUGUACCCCAACGAGAUAAUUUCCGAUUUCGCGUUUCUGCCGUUUGGUGGGGGGCCGCGCAAGUGUGUUGGCGACCAGUUUGCGCUCCUCGAAUCGACGGUAGCGUUGGCAAUGCUUUUACAGAAGUUUGAUGUUGAGUUGAGGGGAUCGCCGGACGAGGUGGAGCUGGUUACAGGUGCAACAAUGCAUACAAAGAGCGGCUUGUGGUGCCGGCUAAAGAAAAGAUCUUGAACGAACAAAGAUAAAGAUAAUGUGCACUUUCGAUCAAUGUUUUGUAAUCAUUCUGUGACUUCUCACAAUUGUAAUAUGAGAAACUUGUAGAGAAAUUUUCGUCGAAGUGCGCUGAGGAUAAAAAUUGAUGAAUCAGUUUUAAUAAUGGUAUCUGGUUUAUAUCUUGCA